Messenger RNA from Trypanosoma cruzi, 2076 nucleotides. Its product is annotated as surface protease GP63, putative. Gene Ontology annotation, biological process: proteolysis; cell adhesion. Bases 1 to 2076 code for a protein of 691 amino acids. The transcript has a single exon. The record is from RefSeq and is a predicted model, not a curated record. Lineage: Eukaryota; Euglenozoa; Kinetoplastea; Trypanosomatida; Trypanosomatidae. Gene Ontology annotation, cellular component: membrane; cytoplasm. Gene Ontology annotation, molecular function: metalloendopeptidase activity.
AUGCGCCUGCCACGCCAUGCCACGCCGCCACUCCCAUUGCUGGUGUUGCUACUGAUUUACUGCGCCAUUGGGUGUAUUGCCGCUGCACCCGCUCUGCAGCACCACCGUGGAUUUGACGAGACGAUGGGGAGGAGCGGCCCGCUGUCGACCGCGGUUUUACGUGAGGUGCCGCGCAAGGGACAGGGUGCCAUGCAGGCAUACACCGUCGCCGCACAGGAUGACGACAGUGGCUGGGAGCCGAUCCGCAUCAAGGUGUUCACGGAGGAGUUGAAGAGCACGAACAGGAAAAAGAUGUACUGCGAAAAUGAUGGGGAUGAGUGCGAAAACAUCUUGGGGGAAAAGAUGACUUGUAAAAAAGAAAAUGUCUUGACGGAAGCAAAGAAACAAUUGUACACUGAAAAGAUUCUCCCCGGCGCUGUCAAACUGCACGCGGAGCGGCUACUUGUGAGACCCGCUUCUGAGAAGGUAACGGUUCCGAGGACUAUAGGAGGUCUGUGCGAAAGGUUUACGGUUCCAAUUGAACACAAAAAAAAUGGCGGUGUGCCUAAUUUUGAUUUUAUCAUUUACGCUGCUGCUAGGCCGUCAAGUACUGAAAGCAUGGCUGUUUGGGCGGCCACGUGUAACACAUGGGAAGAUUUUCGCCCCUCCAUUGGCGCCAUCAACUUUGAUCCAAGGUACAUGACUGACACAGCGUGGAGCGUUCGCGUUGCCGCACACGAAAUUGCACAUGCUCUUGGGUUCAGUAAAGAGAGUAUUGAAGGAAAGAGCAUCGAAACUUUUGAGAAAAGUGUGCGUGGGAAGCACCGCAAGAUGGUGGCGGGGAAGCACGUUCAGGUGAAGGCACAAGCGCACUUUGGUUGUGAGUCUCUCGAUGGCAUGGAGCUGGAGGACGAAGGUGGCACUCGGGAAAAAGCGAUCCCUCACUGGAAGGGACGCCACGCGCGGGACGAGCUGAUGGCUCCCACAGUUGGUGCCGGCUACUACACGGCACUGACGAUGGCGGUGUUUGCGGAUAUGAGGUACUACCGCGUGAAUUGGAGCAUGGCGGAGCCGAUGAGCUGGGGCCACCGCAGUGGCUGCGAAUUUCUGGAGAAGAAGUGCAGCGAAGCCAAGGAUUUUUCCACCAACUAUCCUCACAUGUUCUGCGAUGACUCCGACAAAAAGACGCUUCGCUGUACCUCCGACCGCCGUUACGUCGGGACGUGCACCGCAAACAUCGUUGAGGACAAGGGGAGUCCUGCGGAUAAGGACGUUUGCCCUGUCGUAUCUUCUUAUUUUCACAACUUUUCUGGGACAACGUACAAUACGUGCUCGGACGAAAAUGUGAAACAUCUCCCUGGGUCGCUGACUGGCAGUGGCUCGUGGUGCCUGGACGCGGAAUUACUGGAGACGAAGGACGGUGAUGACCAUAAAAGCGUCAAUGGAGUGUGCGCGCAGGUGUCGUGUGAGGAGGGCACAGUGAAGGUGAAGCACCUCGGCAGCACUGACGUGUGGCAUGAUUGCCCCGAUGGCGGAGAAAUCCAAGUGACGUUGGAUGGUUUUAAGCAAGACGGAAAGAUCAAGUGCCCGAAGUACGGCGAGGUGUGCACCAUUGCCGCCAACGGCAGCAGUCUUGUCGUUCCGGGUGCGUUGGAGGAUUAUAAAGGAAACAAGCAAGAGGAGGAAGUAAAAGAUUCUGUGGUUGCUCCGGCGUUGCUCCCCGCAGAAGAACCUUAUGAAGAGGAACCACGUGCAGCAGCGUCUUCUACCGAAGAACCUCAUGCAGAAGCGUUCACCGCAGCGGGACCUCAUGGAGAAGCGUCCAUUGCAGGCAAAACUGCUGAAGCUCCAGUGGUUCAAGCGGCAUCGCAGCAGCCUCAGGAAGAAAGUAAAGCAGGGCAAAAUGCAACGGUGGGUGAAUCUGCCACUACACAGCAAGUGCCGGCGAAUACAUCGCAGGGAAAUGUGGAGAGGGCGACGGCUUCGAACAUCCCUGCCAUUGGAGAAACAACAGGUGAUGGCGGCACCAUGCGUGGGAGCAGACUGCUGCCGCUGCUUCUUCUUCUGUUGGGACUGUGGGGGUUUGCGGCUCCGUGA